AUUGGCCUUCUUCCUCAACUCCAUAUCCAUUCCAUUUGUUUCCAUUUGAUUUGUAGAGAGAGAGAGGGAGAGAGCAAGAGUGAGAGAAAGUGAGGGAAUUUUUUUACCGCCACUCAUAGAGAGAGAGAGAGAGAGAGAAGCAACAAUGGCGGUCUCUCUGAGAAAUUUCGCUGCUUGCUCGUUGCUGGUUCUAACGCUCUUCGUCGUCGUCGUCGGUGUUUCUAGACCUGUAAUGGCGAAAGAUGAGAUUCAACAGUCUAGUGUCGGAGACACAAUGCAGUUGCAGAGCUUGAAUAACUCAACAAUGGCUAAUAGGUCAAAUGAAGAAGCAGAAGUCCGGAAUGAGCAUGCUGCUGUGCAAGAUCCCGAAAUGGUCGCUUCCAUGGUUGACAUGAGCAUUCGCAAUAGCACCAAAAGGAGGAAGUUGGGAUUCUUUUCAUGUGGAACUGGCAACCCUAUUGAUGACUGCUGGCGUUGUGACCCCAAUUGGCAACGCAACCGUAAGCGUCUAGCUGACUGUGCCAUUGGCUUUGGGCGCAACGCCAUUGGUGGCCGUGAUGGAAGGUACUACGUUGUCAGCGACCCAACUGAUGACGAUCCUGUAAAUCCCAGACCCGGCACACUACGCCAUGCUGUCAUCCAGGACAAGCCUCUAUGGAUUGUGUUCAAGAGGGACAUGGUGAUCACACUGAAACAAGAGCUUAUUAUGAACAGCUUCAAAACAAUUGAUGCCCGUGGAACCAAUGUCCAUAUUGCCAAUGGGGCUUGCAUAACAAUCCAAUAUGUCACGAAUGUCAUUAUUCAUGGUCUCCAUAUCCAUGACUGCAAGUCCACGGGCAAUGCCAUGGUUCGAAGCUCCCCAACUCAUUAUGGUUGGAGGACAAUGGCUGAUGGUGAUGGCAUUUCCAUUUUUGGAGCAAGUCACUUGUGGAUUGAUCACAAUUCUCUCUCUAACUGCGCUGAUGGCCUUAUCGAUGCUAUUAUGGGAUCAACUGCAAUCACCAUCUCUAACAAUUACUUCACCCACCACAAUGAGGUGAUGCUAUUGGGACACAGUGACUCCUAUACAAGAGACAAGAUCAUGCAGGUAACCAUUGCGUACAACCAUUUUGGAGAGGGGCUUAUCCAGAGAAUGCCAAGGUGUAGGCAUGGGUAUUUCCAUGUGGUGAACAAUGAUUACACUCACUGGGAAAUGUAUGCUAUUGGUGGCAGUGCCGAACCCACGAUUAACAGCCAAGGGAACAGAUACCUGGCCCCUGCCAACCCUUUUGCUAAAGAGGUAACCAAGAGAGUGCAGCUAGACAACGGUAGAUGGAAGAACUGGAACUGGAGAUCAGAGGGAGAUCUUUUGCUCAAUGGAGCCUACUUCACUCCAUCAGGAGCCGGUGCUGCAGCCAGCUAUGCUAGGGCCUCAAGCCUAGGGGCCAAGUCCUCCUCCAUGGUGGGCACCCUUACUUCUGGAGCUGGCGUUCUUAAUUGCCGAAGGGGCAUGCAAUGUUAGUCACAACAUCAUUGAAGGGGGGAAAAAUUUUUCCCCUCCCUGUUGAAUUGUUACAGCUAUACCAAGUCAGUUUCCAACAAUUUCUGUUUUCUACCCUUGCUCUAUAUAUGUCCCUUCUGAUGAUAUUCGACAAGUGUAUAUUUUUUUUUCUUAACAUUCGUCGUAAUGCCAUCACACCAAUGUAUUGUACCUUUGUCCUAGUGGCCAUUGAUCAACCUCGGCUUGCUUCAUGUCGAGAAAAAUUGACAAUAUCUGGAGCAGGUGCGGAAGUGUUGUUCCUUUCUUCGUCAAAUUCAUCCUGUCUCUUCAAAAAUCAUCCAUUUGUUUUUCCACUGAAUUAGUAUUGGUUUGAUCUCUUGUCUCCUUCCAGUUAAGUCACAAGCAUAGUAAGUAGAGAAAAAGAAAAAGAGAAAAACAAACGAUGAAUUUCAUUGUUGCCUUUUUUCUAUUAUAAAUGUUGUUUAGGAUCAAAGUCUUCUGUUGCUAUCCUUUUGUUUCUGUAAUUAUAAUUCGCAGUUUCUGUUCGUGUUUGUGUUUGU
Camellia sinensis is the source of this 2040-nucleotide messenger RNA. RefSeq names its product Pectin lyase-like superfamily protein. Gene Ontology annotation, molecular function: pectate lyase activity. NCBI's taxonomy places the organism in Eukaryota, Viridiplantae, Streptophyta, Magnoliopsida, Ericales, Theaceae. The record is from RefSeq and is a predicted model, not a curated record.